AAAAGCUUAUCCAUAAUCCACUUGUGUAAACUCCCCUGGAAUUUAUAUUGAAGUAUUCAGUGGUUCUUUUGGUAUUUCAAGCCAACAUCUAGCAUAUGUAUGCUCGGAGCUACUUCAUGUAAAACAGGUCAAAGAUGCCCCCCCACAAAUAUGUAACUUCUCUUCUAUUGCUUAUUGUGUUCUUGUCAUGGAGAAUUUGUCAUGGAGGAAAUAUAUUGAUUGUUCCUUUAGAGGGAAGCCACUGGGUGAACAUGGACAUCAUGAUCAAAGCUCUCCACUCUCGAGGACACUCUGUAGAUGUGGUACGAACCAAUACAACCUGGUACAUCCAGGAUGACUCUCUGCACUACAAGACAAUCACGGUUCCUGUCACUGAAGCCUUUAAUCAGGACUUCAUUAACCCAAUCCUGAAAAAGGUCAUUGACAUAGAAAGGGGGGAGAGCUCAGUUUUGAGCUUUGCAAGUUUGCAGGCUGAGAUGUUUACUGCAAUGUUUAACGUGCAUAGAAUAAUGUGCAAAAUGGCUACUAACAUGUUUGAAGAUAAAGACUUAAUGGAUACUUUAAAGGACAGAAAGUAUGACCUGGUCUUAACAGAUCCGGCAUGGGGUGCAGGCAUAAUGUUGGCUCAUGCUCUUAAGCUGCCUCUGGUCUAUAAUGUGCGGUGGAUAACUAGCGGAGAGGGACAUAUGGCCAUUGCACCUUCUCCUUUAUCUUAUAUCCCAUUGACCGGCUCAGGACUGUCAGACAAAAUGACUUUCAUUCAAAGAGUAAAAAAUCACCUUUUCUCUAUCAUUUGGCAAGUUCAGGACAGAUUUUUAAUCCGUCCACAUUAUCAAGCUGUUUGUGACCGGUUCUUUAGCCCGGAGGUCAGAUAUAUUGAUUUAUUACAUGGAGCAGACCUGUGGCUCAUGAGAGUGGACUUUGUGUUUGAGUUCCCUCGUCCCACCAUGCCUAAUGUUGUCUAUAUGGGAGGGUUCCAGUGCAAACCAGCACAACCUCUACCUGAACACUUGGAGGAGUUUGUGCAGAGCUCUGGAGAGCACGGGGUCAUCAUCAUGUCUCUGGGGACUUUCGUGAAUGAGCUUCCUGCUGAAAUAACAAAUGAGAUUGCUGCAACUUUUGCUAAAUUACCGCAGAAAGUCAUCUGGAAGCAUAAAGGGGGGAGACCAGCCACUCUGGGCAACAAUACUUUGAUAGUAGACUGGAUGCCACAGAAUGAUCUUUUAGGACAUCCCAAGAUGAAGCUGUUUGUGGCUCAUGGAGGAACAAACGGAGUUCAAGAAGCUAUUUAUCACGGUGUCCCAGUUGUGGGUCUGCCUGUGUUUUUUGACCAAUAUGACAACCUGCUGCGUCUGCAAGAGAGAGGAGCGGCUAUGAUUCUUACAUUAGCCACAGUGGACAAGGACAACAACUUCCUGAAGGCCAUACAGGAAGUCUUGAACGAGCCGUCCUACAGGAUGAACAUGCAGAGGCUCUCCAGGCUGCACAGAGAUCAGCCAAUGAAGCCGCUGGAUACGGCCCUCUUCUGGAUAGAGUUUGUCAUGAGACACAAAGGUGCAGCUCACCUGAGAACUGAGUCCUACAGGAUGCCCUGGUACUCCUACCACUCUGUCGAUGUGGCGCUCUUCUUACUAACGAUUGCAUUGGUUGUUUUGUUAAUUGUUAUUGGGUUAGUGUGGUCAUGCUUUAGAUUGUGUUGUAAAAGUAAAGUAAAAUCUGACAAAACAGUGAAGAAGGAAUGAUCAUUUUCACAUUAGUUAAUAUUUUGCUAUGUGACAGCCCAUCUAGCUGUGAUCAGUUAAAUAUUGAAAGGACUAGAGGUGUUACCUGUUGAUGUGGUUCUGUCCUUUUUGGCUGCUGUUGCAGUGAUUGCUUUUCUGCCUCUUGU
Messenger RNA from Cyclopterus lumpus (lumpfish), 1888 nucleotides. Its product is annotated as UDP-glucuronosyltransferase 2C1-like. Gene Ontology annotation, molecular function: UDP-glycosyltransferase activity. The record is from RefSeq and is a predicted model, not a curated record. The transcript is spliced from 3 exons. The coding region runs from base 135 to 1742 and encodes 535 amino acids. Lineage: Eukaryota; Metazoa; Chordata; Actinopteri; Perciformes; Cyclopteridae.